Molecule: messenger RNA, 465 nt
Organism: Trichobilharzia regenti
Lineage: Eukaryota; Metazoa; Platyhelminthes; Trematoda; Strigeidida; Schistosomatidae
Source: the annotation of a GenBank genome assembly
AUGAUUAAAUCCUCUCCAAUAUCAAUAAUACAUCUAACACUAUGCAUUACAGAAUGUCAAAAUCAACUGUUAAACACCUCGAGGUAUGAUCUAAUGAAUUCAUCGGAGGGCAAUAUGUCUAUGAUUAAUGGUAUCCUUAUGGGUGUUGGAUUUUUUAUUGGUAUUGUAAGUCUUCUAACCUUGAUAAUUUGGUGUUUUAAGCCUAGACGUCUGGAGAAUACUAAGACAGUGUUUGAAAUUAUACAUCCUGAACAAGAUGAAGCUAAAAUAUGGUCAUCGAAUUUCACUAUGGAGGAAAUUCAAAAAGGCGUAACACCAAACCAGCUGGAAAGUAUUCAUAACAUAGAAUAUGCUACCAGUAGUAGUAGGAAUAAUUCUGCUGUAGACGCUGAUGACCACUGUUCACUUGAUAGAGAGGAACAUAGUUCUCACGAUAAUUCGGUCGGCACCACUAUUCAACAUUAA